Molecule: messenger RNA, 8187 nt
Organism: Amphiprion ocellaris (clown anemonefish)
Lineage: Eukaryota; Metazoa; Chordata; Actinopteri; Pomacentridae
Gene: slc7a10b
Product: solute carrier family 7 member 10b
Exons: 11
Coding region: 112-1674 (520 amino acids)
Biological process (GO): D-serine transmembrane transport; D-alanine transmembrane transport; amino acid transmembrane transport
Cellular component (GO): membrane
Molecular function (GO): L-amino acid transmembrane transporter activity; neutral L-amino acid transmembrane transporter activity
Source: RefSeq, a predicted model, not a curated record
CCAUUCAGUCUGUGUGAAUGCGGAGUGAGGAGAGGACAGGAGCACUGGGAGUACUGGGACUGGGAGCGACACAGUGGACUGGACGGACCGGACGGACCCGGGCAGGCGGACAUGGAUGGACAGAACGGCAGCAGCAGCAUCUGCCCCCGGCCGCGCAGCGCCGCGACGGCCGGGAAGAAGAAGAAGAAAAUUCCCGACAGAGUGACUCUGAAGAAGGAGAUCGGGCUGCUGAGCGCCUGCACCAUCAUCAUAGGGAACAUCAUCGGCUCUGGGAUCUUCAUCUCUCCUAAGGGGGUUCUGGAGCACUCGGGCUCGGUGGGUUUGGCAUUAGUGGUUUGGCUGCUGGGAGGCUGUAUUGCUGCUCUGGGCUCCCUCUGCUACGCCGAGCUAGGCGUCACCAUUCCCAAAUCUGGAGGCGACUACUCUUAUGUAACAGAGAUAUUCGGUGGCCUGAUGGGGUUUCUCCUGCUGUGGAGCGCCGUCCUCAUCAUGUACCCAACAACGCUCGCUGUCAUUGCGCUCACCUUUUCCAACUAUGUCCUGCAGCCCGUUUUUUCAAACUGUGUUCCCCCAUACAUGGCAACAAGGAUGCUGUCAGCCACAUGUCUUUUGCUUCUGACCUGGGUGAACUGCUCCAGCGUUCGCAUGGCCACCAGAAUCCAGGACAUCUUCACUGUGGGGAAAUUGAUGGCUUUGGGUCUCAUCAUUGUAGUUGGUCUGGUCCAGAUCUUUAAUGGGCACUAUGAGGCGUUGACACCUCAGGUGGCCUUUUCACUGGACAGGGUGCCUUCAGUUGGACAGAUUGCUCUGGCCUUCCUGCAGGCGUCGUUUGCCUUCAGCGGCUGGAACUUCCUUAACUAUGUCACAGAGGAGGUGGUUGAACCCAGACGGAAUCUACCGCGUGCCAUCUACAUCUCCAUUCCAUUGGUGACCUUUGUGUACACGCUCACCAACAUCGCCUACUUCUCCUCUAUGUCGCCUGAGGAGCUGCUGUCAUCCAAUGCCGUGGCUGUAACGUUCGGUGAGAAGCUGCUUGGAAUGUUCUCUGUCAUUAUGCCGAUCUCUGUGGCUCUAUCUACCUUUGGAGGAAUCAACGGCUACCUGUUCACUUCUUCUAGGUUGUGUUUCUCAGGAGCCAGAGAAGGUCACCUGCCCAGCCUGCUGGCUAUGAUCCACUAUAAGAACUGUACUCCCAUCCCUGCCCUCCUGGUCUGCUGUGCUGCCACUAUUGUUAUACUCUGCAUUGGAGAAACACACAACCUGAUCAACUACGUCUCCUUCAUCAACUACCUGUCAUACGGCGUCACCAUUGCAGGUCUGCUGUACUACCGCUGGAAGAAACCCAACCUGUACCGACCCAUCAAGGUUAACCUUCUGGUUCCUGUGUGUUAUCUGAUGUUCUGGGCGCUGCUGCUGGGAUUCAGUCUUUACUCAGAGCCUGUGGUUUGUGGUGUUGGUCUAGUCAUCAUGCUUACCGGUGUGCCUGUGUACUUCCUUGGUGUCCAUUGGAAAGAAAAACCAAAGUGCAUUUACAACUUUAUUGAGAGGGCGACAUACGUGGGCCAGAGAUUGUGUUUUGUGGUCUUUCCUCAGAUUGACCCCAUUGAGAUUGCUAAUCCUUCAGAAUGGACUGACCGGUCAUCAGGCAGGAGCAGCUUGUCUGCCAAUUCUUAAAACUCUUCUCUGAAUACAUGAAGAUCUUUUUUCUCCUGUUUUUAUUCUGUCAUUCUGUAAGUCCAGACAACUGUUCCGGCUAUUGGAGCUUCCUGUCUGACCUUUGACCCUGCAAGACUCUUUUUUUUUUUCCUACAGUAAAGUGGAAAUGCCUGCUGUUCUGUGUGGGCUGCUUGCACUUCUCUACUAAGUCUUCAAGUACACCAACCUAAUGCCAACAGUGUCAUGUUGUGAAAAAGACCUUUAUUCUCCUUUUGAAUCCACUUGUUGAUUCUUCUGUAACAUGACAGAACAGUGAUUGACUGACAAUGCAUGGUAAUUUCUUCUGAAUGUUGUUGGUAUUUUAUUGUGCCUUAAAGUCUUUUCACACCAAGUCCAUAACAGAUUUAUCACCAGUCUUCUGAAAACAGCAAGGAAAAUGCACAUACACAUUAUAGUACGCCUGAUGCAAAUACUGAAGAAACCUCAAAGCACACAUGUCAUCUUGUGCACAGUCGACCACAAAUUCUACAGUCCUGUUUUUACUCUUCUUUCUGUCUGACCGCUUUUAGUAUCAUAUAACCCUUUUUCCACCUUUCCACCUUUUUGAAGUUUCACCCAGAGCAAAUCGUACUGGAACAAGGGGUAGAGACAAGCUUUCAGGUGUAUGGAUCCAUACAAAUUACAAAUGUGCAUCACCAUCAUCAUUAAGAGUCACACUGAUAACUUUGGGUUCUGUGAGAAAAUGUAAUUUCAAAUCACAUUGGCAGUUAAUAAUAUUAAUCAUAGUUUUUAUAUCAAAAAAUUGUUAGCACAAAUUGGUGGUUUUAACUGAAAUGUCUUGGCGACUAUUGAAUGAGUUGCCAUUUAAUUUGUUGCAGACUUUAAUGUCCACCUCUAGGUAAAUCCCAGUAACUUCAGUAACUUCAGUAACUUUUUAUCUAGCACCACCAUAGUGUCAUUAUUUUCCUUUCCCACAUAUUUUCAUCCUCAUUUCGCCUUUGUGUUUAGUGCUAAUUAGAAAAUAUAAGAUGGCAAAUAUGGUUAAUAAUAUACACUACUGUUCAAAAGUUUGGGGUCACUUUGAAAUAUCCUUAUUUUUGAAAGAAAAGCACUUUUUUCAAUGAAGACAACAUUAAAUUUAUCAGAAAUACAGUCGAGACCGUUAAUGUGGUAAAUGACUAUUCUAGCUAGAAACAGCUGAUUUUUAAUGGAAUAUCUACAUAGGGGUACAGAGGAACAUUUCCAGCAACCAUCACUCCUGUGUUCUAAUGGUACAUUGUGUUAGCUAAUGGUUUUGAAAGGCUAAUUGAUGAUUAUAAAACCUUUGUGCAGUUAUGUUAGCACAUGAAUGAAAGUGUGAGUUUUCAAGGAAAACAUGAAAUUGUCUGGGUGACCCCAAACUUUUGAGCAGCGCUGUAUGUCUGUUAAACAUGUUAAGACAUUGCCCUUGUCAGUGUGAACAUUGUUUUCAUGCUGAUAUUGGCUUUUUUUUCAUUUAGUGGCAACCUUUUGCACACACUAAUUCAACCAGCUCAAGACCUUCGACACAAUGACUGCACAUGGCAUGAAUGAUAAAAAUGCGAAGGACUAGGAAAUGCAAUGUAUUCCCAUAUCUGUUAGGUUUACUGACAUUUAUGAGAGAUGUUAGCUGAUGUAAGGUGUCCAUAUUUGUAUUGUUUUGUAGUUGUAAUCAUAAGUUUAAGUUUGACAUAAACAAGAUGGAAAUUCAGAACAUUUCAUUAUGAGAUGAGCACUGCAAUGAUGUCACCAACCUAAUAGAUGAGGGACAUGGCUACCACUGGUCAAAUGGCUAUAACAGAAGUCAGGCAGGAGGGACCAAACAAUAUACGCAUAUGUAGAUUACAGCUAGAAAGACACAUUUUUUUGUAUUUGUGUGUGUGUGUGUGUGUGUGUGUGUGUGUGUGUGUGUGUGUGUGUGUGUGUGUGUGUGUGUGUGGGUGGGUGGCUGUGUGUGUGUCGGGGGGGGGGGAUUCUAAUGGUGAAUCUCUCGAUUGCUACAACACCAUGGUAACUGAUGCUCAGCAGGUAUCCUGCUUUAGUGCAAGUUCUGGUCAGAGUUUGGGAUUUAAGUCAGCUGUAAAAAGCGCCAGCCUGUCACCAAUUCUUUUCCAGAUCAUACUCUGAGAAAUACAGACUCUCUCAGCUGAGGGAAUAUGCUGUAUUUGCAAACCUAUGAGCUGUACUUUAGUAAUUACAUUGAAGAAAACCAUGCAGUUACAGUAUUACAAAAAGUUUUGUGUUACAUUACCACGGCAAUCUAAAUGCAUUUAAUUGGUGAUGCAGAAAAUGCAUAAACAAAUAUUCAUGUUUUGUCCUGAAAUGUUGCCAAGUCUGUUCUGUUACAGCUAAGAGAACACACAUUAGAAAAUCAUUUAUUCUGUUGGCCUUUCUCACUGACAAGAUUUAAUCAGUAACAUUAGUUUCACUUUAAAUUGGCCAAAAAUGCUAUUAAUUUCCACAUAUCCUUCAUUAUAGGACAUUCCAGACUUAAAUGCACUUGUUCAUGUUUAAGAACUCUAUUGUGCAGCUGUCACAGAAAUAAGCGGCUGCACUGACAGGCCACUGAAUGGGAAAUAAAUAUAUUAACUUGCACGACUGACCAUAUUCUAUCAGCAUUCCUCUUGACUGAAGUAGGUGACACAUGAUUAGUCCAUUUUGUGCACGUGAAUCUUAUGGAGUCCAUAAAGAAAGCCUGAGUUAUCAAAGAACACAGAUUAUCACUGUUGUGACACCCAUUACCUCUGAAUGGGGUUUUAGGUUUUGCUGAGCUGUGUAACAUGAAGAAAGCCUGGCUAUGUCAGUAUUGCUUCAUAGUACAUUCCCUUGGAAAUCGUGCACAAAUCUAGAUCAUGACUUGAUAAAAUAUUUUAUACAAGCCAAGCUAUACCUGCUUCUUGAAGCUUGCCUCUGUUAUGUCUUACUUUUCUUACAUUUCUUGGUGAAAUUAUCAGCUUUUCAAACACUACUUCUUUCAGUUCUUUCAGUUUUUUUAACUUAAGGCAUCAUUUGUGAAGAGUUUAAAGCUGUAAUUAAUGACUUUGUUUAUAGUUGAUAAAUCACUUACUAAUGUUUUACUGUUAUAAGACAACAAUUAUGGAAAGUUUUACAUGGCAAAAUUGUGUUAAAUCCUCUUCAAGCAUGUCAAUUCUUCAAAGUCAGCAGGGAGAGUCUCCAAGUCAUCAUGAUUCUAGUUAUGCAUUUUCAAAAGCAGUAAUUUUCAAACCCGAUUUUCUACAAACUGGCAAUCACAAAAUGUUGUUGUUAAUCAUUGCUUCUAACUGCUUUCCAAAGCAUUAGUAAGUGGUUUAUUAAUUAGCAGUAGAGCCAUAAAUUACAGCUGAUGAACAAUUAAUAUAUACUAGUGUGCAAGACAUUCUAGACAUGAAUGUGUUCAUGUAAAAAUAGCUAUUUAGUGUAAAUUUCAGACUUGGUGUGAAAAGUUCUUGACUGAGAAAAAAAUCCAUAUUCAAAUGUGGUUUAUUAACUGAUUUAUUAUAUUAGAUUUUAAUAUAUUUUGCAAGUGUGUUUGCUGUGUGUUUUACAUUUGAUUAUUUGCAUGCGCUUUGGUCUUCCGUUGUCUGUCCCCUUGGUAUUCAGAAUAUAAAUUGCUGUACACAAACCAGAUGGUGCACGAAUCACCAUCCCAUUCAAGAGACCAAGGUCUAGCUUAUUAAUCUAUUGCUAAACAAGUAGUUGUGUUCACUUUAUCUGCAACUUUCACCCCAACACCAUGGUUUGGUGGCAUGAAAUGACUUAGUGAUAUAUGCUGUGGUUAUAACCACACGUAGAAAUACUUACAAAUCCUUGCAGCCUUCAUAAUGUUUUUUGUUUUUUGUUUUUUUUUUUUUUUAACAAAGAAAGCAUCUAACAUAAUGUGGCACCUUGUAUUAUGUAUGUUAAAUCAUGCUAAUGCAGUAAGCAAAUGAGACACAAAUGGUUCUUUUCACUAAUAUUACCCAUUUCAGUAGCACUUGUUUUGGUAAGGACUGAAUCUCUGUGAUCCGGUGUUCAAGUUGGCCCUGUAAAGUUACAGGUCCAACUUGUACAAAGUCAACUUUCUAUAACCUCUGCCUGUUUGGUCACUUAUUUUAUGAUUUCAUAUUGUGGAUAUACAGCUGGCUGCACAGUGGCUUGGUGGUUAACACUUUUGCCUUGCAGCUAGAAGAUCCCUGGUUCGCGUCCCUGCCUUCCUGGGAUCUUUCUGCAUGGAGUUUGCAUGUUCUCCCUGUGCAUGUGUGGGUUUUGUCCGGGUUCUCCGCCUUCCUCCCACAGUCCAAAAACAUGCACAGGUUAAUUGGUAAUUCUAAACUGUCCAUAGGUGUGAAUGUGAGUGUGAUUGUUUGUCUCUGUAUGUAGCCCUGUGAUAGACUGGUGACCUGUCUAGGGUGUCUUCUGUCUUCACCCUAAGUCAGCUGCAACUCUAAUGAGGAUUAAGCGGUGUAUAGAUAAUGGAUGGAUGGAUAUACAGCUUAACAUCAGCCUUUUUAGACCUUUAAUAUUAUUAUUUCAUACCUGCCCAGUUAAAUGACGACUGCACACUCUCUAACUUGCAAAAAUGAAUUUAUUUGCAACAUUUCAGUGCUGGAUCUUCAUCAGGCAAAUGGUUUGGUGCAAAGAGAUCUUAAAUAGGGAAUGCCUGUGGCUUAAUUUCCCACAAUAUAGAUUUCAAAGCCAUAUACAAAGUAAGACUAAUGAAUAUAUCUCAAAAUUGUUUGUAUUGAGUGAGUAAAUUUCUAGGAUAUGAAUGCAUAAAAUCCUCAAUGGCCAAAACUGCAACGCCUGAUGAAGGUCUAGCACAAAACGUCACAAAUAAAUGUAUUGUUGCAGAUUAGACAGCGUGUGGGUGUCUUUUUGAAACUUUUGGAAAUGCUCUUCUCUCUCCUAUACACCUGUCUCAUGACAUAAAUGUGCAAAGAGGUGCUGUAGGAUAUAUCACUUUGCACAAUGCAAUAAUCAGUGGUACUUUUUUUUACAUGGCCCUUGCAUGUUAGUUUAGAAAGAAGCAGUGGGAUGUUGGCCAUGUUUGUAAAAACAGCCAAUACUAUUAGCCAGUUAUAAUCCCAAGUUAUUUUAUCCUUACAUCCGGUUUAAAAAGUUGAGAUUACAAGUUUAAGACUUAGGACUUUGUUGUUAUACAUGCCAGCAGGCUAACUGUGUAACCACAAGCUGUGUCCCAGUUCCAUAGAAUAUGCUACCUGUACAGUACAGUGUACCGUUUUACAGUACACAAAAUCUACAUACUGCUUCAUACUGACUGGAUAUUAAACAGUAUGUGCAACAUCAGGCUUUAUUUUAAAGAGUAAGCAUUUUUAAUUAUUUACAUCUGUGAGUAAUUCUUCCAUUUCCUUUGUAUUUUGCCCUGUGGGACAUGUUAAGAGUUGGCCUACAUUAGAAUCAAAUUUCUUUACACAGCAUACUGGUGUUUUAAAGUACUUACUAUACACUGUAAGCACAUUAAAUACACACUAUAUACUGCAAACAUGCUUAGAGUUCAUAUGUAGUAUGGAACUGGGAAUCAGCCUCAGUUACUUAAGGCCCAGUUUAUAAAUGUUUCCUCUUUGUUGCUUUGGCUUUUGCUUGAAUAUGGAAAGAGGUGACUCUGAAAAUAUUUCUAUGUUUUGAUAUUUUAAUUAAUUACUUCAGUUAUAAUAGAUUCCCCCAUCCAGAGGAUCCCUCAUUUGCACUCUCUCCAGCAGCUGCCAUUUAAUUACAGAAGCACACCAUUAAACUUUCUGCAAUCUAUUUUCAAGCUUUGGGUUUGUAACAAGAGAAAAUUGAGAAAUAGGUCAAUUCAGUUGUCAUAGGUGCAGCCUCUACUGAAGAUUGUUUGUGAUCACUUAGGUGUGAACACUGAACAGAAUGUAAAUGCUAAUAGAAAAUACAAGUCUGGUAAGAUGUUCAGUCAAUCAGGUCAUUGGCUCUCUAGAAGUGGAAGGUCAAAGAAUUCUGAUGUUUGGCAUCAUUUAAAAAUCUCUGAAGCUUUUUGGAUGUCAGGCCAAACAACUUUGAGAAUCUACAACAAAUCGUAUUUCCUUUUAACUAGCACUUCUAGACAUGCAAUAAUAAUUAGCAAAAAUGUAUUCUGAUCACAUUGUUUUACUUAUCAAGUCUCAUUCCUCCUCAUAUGAUUGUUUUCCAGCUUUUCUGAUACCUUUUUUGUAACAAAAUUAUGUACAUGAGUGUAGAUGGGGUUAAUUCUGUUGUCAGGUAAAAAUAAAAUGUAAAAAAACCCAACAAAACAAACAAAAAAACACAUAAAAUCCUGUUGUAUCCCCUUUCAAGAGGAUGGGGAAAAUCACAGCACAGGAUCUGUGGCAGCUGGGGUCUUCACCUGUCUCACUUUGUCUUGAAAUACAGGCACUAUUACGCUGUAAAUUUUUUGUAAAGCCUUCAGUGUUUACAAUGGGAUCAUCACGUGGAAUGUUAACUUGGGUGUGUUUUACAGCACUUUUUUAAAAAUGAGUAAAUAACUCUAGCAGCACAAUAAAUCAAGAAUGACUUGGAACAGGA